AUGACUGCGGAAAAUGUCGCUUGCUGUACAGGAUCAAACAUCACACUUGAAGGCCCUCAAACCGAAGAGGAGCAAAGCAUAGCGGUGCUGUGGUCGCGCGUUCUUGAACUCGGAGACACGAUCGGAGAAGUGAGAAAACUGGAAAUCGUUGAACUUUCCGCCAAAGAAUGCGCAUUAUCUGAGUCGCAGAUUGAGUAUGUAUACCGAAGCACGCCUAUGCAGCAGGACUUAAUCACUCUGAGUAGUGUGCGGUCGGGCACAUACAUUUCACAGCGGGUCUAUCAGCUGCUGGACGACGUUACUAUCCCGAUAUUAGAACUAGCAUGGAGAGCAACCUUUGAGGCGAAUCCCCUUUUGCGGACCCGCAUCGUACAAGGCCCUGAUGGGGAGGCUUUCCAAGUCGUUGUGCGUGAGGAAUUCAACUUCUCCAUCCAGUAUGAUUUAGAGGAGUAUCUACGCCAAGAUAAAGCUCGGCCGAUGGAGCUAGGUCAGCCCCUAGCACGGUUAGCGGUCGACCUCGCUCACCAUGGAAACUCUUUGGCUGCAUGGCCAUUCGGCCCAUUUGUGAGCUACCUCUGGCAAUCGACAUCGGAGGCUGAGAAGUACUGGAAAGCCGAGUUUUUAGGUUUGGAGGGCGAGCAGUUUCCAUCCCUACCUUGCCCAACAUAUACCCCUACUGCCACCGAAUUCGAGCAUACAGAUGUUAAGAUUCUAAGCAAUGGCACUAACAUCACUCUGUUUAAUAGCAUCCGGCUGGCAUGGGCGCUGACCGUCGCGCGGUACACCGGCUCAAAUGACGUGAUAUUCGGACUGACCGUAUCUGGCCGCGGUGCUCCGGUGCCUGUAAUUGAUAAGAUGGCAGGCCCUACGAUCACAACAUUCCCCCUCAGAGUCCAACUGAGACCGAACGUCUCCCUCCAGGAAGAGCUCCUGUUGCUCCAAGAACGAUUGAUUUCGGCACUUCCGUUUGAGCAGUAUGGUCUGCAGCACAUUGGCCAGCUGGGAGACGAUGCUGCGAGAGCCUGCAGGUUCCAAACCCUUCUUGUGAUCCAGCAAGUACCACUACAUCAAAAGUCUAGUAUCCUUGGAGACUUUGCAGAUGUCAAUGCGCGACCGGUCUGGGACACAUAUGGGUUGACACUACUGUGUACCCCAGCCAGCAACGGUUACGUUCAUGUAGAAGCGGUCUAUGAUGCGAAGGUAUUUCCAAAGGCUCAGCUACGGAGAACUCUGAACCUUUUCGCACACAUCCUCACACAAGUGACCCAGUCAUCGAAUCGCUUGGUUGGUGAUGUCAACAACAUCAGUCCUGAGGACCUCCAGCAACUCCAGACAUGGAAUAGUCAUGUGCCACAACUAAGUUCCAUGUUCAUCCACAAGUUGAUCCGUGAUCAUUGCGUUUCGCAGGCGAAAGCAACCGCAAUCGAUGCUUGGGAUGGGGAAGUCACAUAUGGAGGAGAGCUCGAGAACCUGUCAUCCUGCCUGGCACUCUCCUUGACCGAGCAUGAUUUACUAUACUAA
This is a messenger RNA of Aspergillus bombycis, 1521 nucleotides long. RefSeq lists its product as uncharacterized. Lineage: Eukaryota; Fungi; Ascomycota; Eurotiomycetes; Eurotiales; Aspergillaceae. The coding region runs from base 1 to 1521 and encodes 506 amino acids. The transcript has 3 exons. The record is from RefSeq and is a predicted model, not a curated record. Gene Ontology annotation, cellular component: cytoplasm. Gene Ontology annotation, molecular function: catalytic activity; phosphopantetheine binding. Gene Ontology annotation, biological process: secondary metabolite biosynthetic process; amino acid activation for nonribosomal peptide biosynthetic process.